CUUUGCUACAGGAAGUGACGGAAGCUGAAUCGGGUAAGGCCGUCUCUUCCUCUCCACGCGGUGGACGAGCUCGGCAGGCCUGCACCGCUCGUGCUGAACGAUGCCGGGGAAACUCCUUAGUGACGCAGACUUGGUAUCAGACGCGGCCAUGGGAAAAGUGGAGACACCGAGGAAACAAAAUGAGAAGAAAAGUAAAAAAGAGAAGCCAAAAUCUAAUAAGACUGAAGAGGCAGGAGAAGAAAAGGAAGAAGCCAUUUCCCCCAAAGCUAAAAAAAUUAAAAAGAAAGCAGAGCCUUCUGAGGUCGACAUGAAUUCUCCUAAAUCCAAAAAGGCAAAAAAGAUCGAGGAGCCAUCUCAAGAUGAAGUUAAACCCAAAAAGGCCAAAAAGAACGAGGAGCCAUCUCAAGAUGAUGUGAUUUCUCCUAAAAUCAAAAGUGUAAAAAAAACAAAGGAGUCUGUGGAAAAGAAAGUUUCCUCUAAAACCAAAAAAGUAAAAAAAAGUGAGGAGCCUUCUGAAGAAGAAGUGGCUGCUCCUAAACCCAAGAAGAUAAAGAAAGGAAAGGAAAUGAAUGGAGAAAUUGGGGAGAAAAGCCCCAAACUAAAGAAUGGAUUCUCUCAUUCUGGACUUGACUCUAACUCCAACGAAGCUGCCAGUGAAGAAAGUAACAGUGAGUUGGAGCAGGAAAUACCUGUGGAACAAAAAGAAGGCGCUUUCUCUAAUUUCCCCAUAUCUGAAGAAACUAUUAAACUUCUCAAAGCCCGCGGGGUGACCUUCCUGUUUCCUAUACAAGCAAAGACAUUUCACCACGUGUAUAGUGGAAAAGACUUAAUUGCACAGGCGCGGACAGGAACUGGGAAGACUUUCUCCUUUGCCAUCCCUUUGAUUGAGAAGCUGCUGGCGGAACUGCAUGACCGGAAGAGAGGCCGUGCCCCUCAGGUACUGGUUCUUACACCCACUAGAGAAUUGGCAAAUCAAGUAAGCAGAGACUUCAGCGACAUCACAAAAAAGUUGUCAGUGGCUUGUUUUUAUGGUGGAACUCCUUAUGGAGGUCAAAUUGAACGUAUACGGAAUGGGAUUGACAUCCUGGUUGGGACGCCAGGUCGAAUCAAAGACCACCUGCAGAAUGGCAAGCUAGAGCUCACCAAACUUAAGCAUGUUGUCCUGGAUGAAGUGGACCAGAUGUUGGAUAUGGGGUUUGCUGACCAAGUGGAAGAAAUUUUAAGUGUGGCAUACAAGAAAGAUUCAGAAGACAAUCCCCAGACCCUGCUUUUUUCUGCAACUUGCCCUCAUUGGGUAUAUAAUGUUGCUAAGAAAUACAUGAAGCCUACAUAUGAACAGGUGGACCUGAUUGGUAAAAGGACUCAGAAAGCAGCAAUAACUGUGGAGCAUCUGGCUAUCAAGUGCCACUGGACUCAAAGAGCAGCAGUUAUUGGGGAUGUGAUCCGAGUGUACAGUGGAUUUCACGGGCGCACUAUCAUCUUCUGUGAAACCAAGAAAGAAGCCCAGGAGUUGUCUCAGAAUACGUCCAUGAAGCAGGAUGCCCAGUCAUUACAUGGAGACAUCCCACAGAAGCAAAGGGAAAUCACCCUGAAAGGUUUUAGAAAUGGUGAUUUUGGAGUGAUGGUUGCAACCAACGUUGCUGCACGUGGAUUAGACAUCCCUGAGGUUGACCUGGUUAUACAGUGCUCUCCACCAAAGGAUGUGGAGUCCUACAUUCAUCGUUCUGGGCGAACAGGUAGAGCUGGAAGGACUGGGAUUUGCAUCUGCUUUUAUCAGCACAAGGAAGAGUAUCAGUUAGCGCAAGUGGAGCAAAAAGCGGGAAUUAAAUUUAAACGAAUAGGUGUUCCUUCUGCAACAGAGAUAAUAAAAGCUUCCAGCAAAGACGCCAUCAGGUUUUUGGAUUCUGUUCCUCCCACUGCUAUUAAUCACUUUAAGCAGUCAGCCGAGAAACUGAUAGAGGAGAAGGGAGCCGUGGAAGCCCUGGCGGCAGCUCUGGCCCAUAUUUCAGGUGCCACAUCUGUAGACCAGCGCUCCUUGAUCAACUCAGAGGCGGGCUUUGUGACCAUGAUCUUGAAGUGCUCAAUUGAAAUGCCAAACAUUAGUUAUGCUUGGAAAGAACUUAAAGAGCAGCUGGGUGAGGAUAUUGAUUCCAAAGUGAAGGGAAUGGUCUUUCUCAAGGGAAAGGAGGGUGUUUGCUUUGAUGUCCGUACUGAAGCAGUCACAGGAAUACAGGAAAAAUGGCAUGAUUCCCGGCGCUGGCAACUCUCUGUGGCCACGGAGCAGCCGGAGCUGGAAGGACCGCGGGAAGGAUUCCGAAGCUUCAGAGGACAGCGGGAAGGCAAUCGAGGCUUCAGGGGACAGCGGGACGGAAGCAGAAACUUCAGGGGACAGCGGGAUGGAAAUAGAAACUUCAGGGGACAGCGAUCAGGCGGUGGCAACAGAAAUAACAGAUUCCAGAACAAAGGCCAGAAACGGAGUUUCAGUAAAGCGUUUGGUUAGUAAUUGAAGUAGACGAUUUAUAUGGCAAAACAGAACUAUGUUUGGCAACAUGGAACUGAACUUUUUUUUCCCAUGCAAAGUUAAAAGCACAUUGUGUUUCCUUCCUGACCACUUGCCCUGG
Messenger RNA from Myotis davidii, 2621 nucleotides. RefSeq names its product DEAD-box helicase 21 (gene DDX21). Gene Ontology annotation, molecular function: RNA helicase activity; ATP binding; RNA binding. The transcript has 15 exons. The coding region runs from base 101 to 2500 and encodes 799 amino acids. NCBI's taxonomy places the organism in Eukaryota, Metazoa, Chordata, Mammalia, Chiroptera, Vespertilionidae. The record is from RefSeq and is a predicted model, not a curated record.